Molecule: messenger RNA, 1468 nt
Organism: Lycium barbarum (goji berry)
Lineage: Eukaryota; Viridiplantae; Streptophyta; Magnoliopsida; Solanales; Solanaceae
Product: B3 domain-containing protein Os01g0723500-like
Exons: 5
Coding region: 1-1278 (425 amino acids)
Molecular function (GO): DNA binding
Source: RefSeq, a predicted model, not a curated record
AUGGCAGUCUUGCUUCAUGUUCCUGGCAGGGGAAUUUGGUCUGUCAAAUGUACUCUUGGAUCAUUUAAUGCUAAAAUCCAUUCUGGUUGGAGAGAAUUCGCGGCGGACAAUGAGUUAAAAAUUGGUGAUGUUUGUAUCUUUGAAGUGAUCAAGGGCACUCCACUCUUGAUUGAUGUCACCAUAUUUCCAGCAGCUGGGUGCACACCAAUGCAAAAGAUAGCUGGAGAAGUGCCAGGGGUUUCUGCUAGUAAAAACAAGAUUAUCGGAACAGAUAAUUCUGUUCAACCCAAAGUAGUUCAGACCAAAAAAUUAAAGAAGCUGAGAGGAGUUUCAUAUGGUUCCAAUUCAAAAAUUAAAGAAGAACAUGGUGAAGGCACUGGGAUUGAGCAUUCUGUUGAGAGGCUGGGUAAUUGUCAGGGUAGCAAAAGAAAAAGACUCGAAGGGGAGGCAGAGACUGAUGUUUCAAUUGAUAGAACUAUCAAGGUGGAAAAGUUGCAACAAGAUGUAGCUUUGUCUUCUUUCACAAGAAUGACCACAAAAAGAGGAGAAAGUUGCAGGAUGCACAAGCAACAGGACAAGAUUGUUAAUGACAAGAACAAGAUAGUAAUGGACAAAGAAAGGAGUAUAGCAUAUCAAAGAGCAAACGCUUUUAAAUCUAAGAAUCCAUUCAUUAUAUGUUUAAUGCAACCAUCGUACAUCUCCAGGUCCUACAAUUUGGUAGGCAAUAAACUUGAUAGACUUUCCAACAAUCUAAUCCUUAUUCAAUCCAUGCCCUUAUACUCAAUCUACUAUGUUCAUCUGUUUUGGCAGAGCAUACGGUUCACAUUUGCUAGGAAAUAUUUGCGGGAGAACUACAACAAUUUAGUGCUUCGUGUUCCAGGCAGGGGAUCUUGGUCUGUCAAAUGCCAUCUGAGAACAUAUAGAGCUGAAAUUCUCGAUGGUUGGAAGGCAUUCGUGCUGGAAAAUAAGUUAAAAUUAGGUGAUGUUUGUGUACUUGAAGUGAUUAGGGGCACUCCGCUUUUUAUAGAUGUCACUAUAUUUCGUGAAGCUGGGAGCAUGCCAAGUCAAAAGAUAGAUGGGGAAGUGCCAGAGGUUUCUGCUAGUAAGAACAAGAUUAUCAAAACCGAAAAUUCAGUUCAAUGUUCUCAACCAGAAAUAGUUCACAGCAAGAAACUGAAUCUUGAAAAGCAAAAGAAAGCAGAUUCAUAUGAUUUCACUUCAAAAAUCAUAGAAGAAUACGGUGAAGGCUCUGGAAGUGUGCGCAAUAACCUACGCUGAGUUCCGGUUAGAAGGAGUUUGUGCUAGACAAUAACCUAAAGUAGGCGAGGUUUGUGUCUUUGAGUGGCGUUAGUAGAUCCAAACUCUUGUUCAAUGUCAUUAUCUUUCAUGCUGCUAAAGGGUGUGUAAAGACGGUUUCACUUGUUUAGUACCAUCAAACUCAAUGUUUUGAAAGGGAAGAAAUUAACAA